ACGCUACUCUCAGCAAUAGUCAUUAAAUAAAUACGAAGCAGCAGAGAGUACUUAGCACGGAUAUACAUUUAAAUAUGGGAAGUGUCAUACACCCUACAUCAUGUAGGAAAAGACUAUAGGUUCAGCCGCUAUAUGAAUUUGGAACAACAUUGGUUGUGAAGCUGUUGUCUGGGUUAUGGGAUUGAUCUGGAGUAGUGUCUGUUUCUUAGCAGUGUUGAGUGUAACGGCGAGGACAGGACACAAAGCGAAAACAGUUGCUGCAGACUAUAGGGACGAUGUUUGCCUUACCAGAAUUUCUUCAUUUCAUUAUAUUAAUUGGAUCCUCGCUGGUGUUAUGUUCCUGCCAAUUUGUAGGUCCACUUUUAAACAUCGACUACACCAUGAACGAGAGUACGGGAAACUACACAUACAACCCCGAUGGCCCUUUAGUCAUGUGCAGUUUUUUACCUAUGGAAUACUUAAACUGCAGUGAUCCUAUUGAUCGUAGAGACAUCAGUAACACUUCAGAAAAGGGAGAGCAAGGUUUCGGAUGUUCAAAGUGGGGAGGAGAAAGAUUUGAAGAUGUGGAAAAGACCAAAGUUAUAUGCACAGCACUUCCAGGCAUUGAGUGUUAUGGUAACAGAACAUUUUUUCGAGGUGGCAUACCAUGCAUCAAAUACAAUGGCCACUACUUCGUCACAACACUGAUGUAUUCUGUUUUGCUUGGAUUUCUUGGAAUGGACAGAUUUUGCCUUGGCCAUACAGGGACUGCUGUGGGAAAACUGAUUACUCUUGGUGGGUGUGGCAUCUGGUGGAUUAUUGACAUUAUCCUUCUAGUCACAGGCAUGCUAAAGCCUGCUGACGACAGCAGCUGGGUUCCUUACUUCUGAAACAGCUCACCUUCAACAUAUUAUCAGUGAAAUAUGGAGUUCCUUUACAAUUACAAUAUGUGUUUUAUUCUUCCUAAAAAUAUGCUGUGAGGUAUCAACAUAUACAGCUAAUAAUGAGAAAAAAAGAAGACAGAUCAGGUGAAAGUAUUGUGAUAUUAGUGAACUUAUGUAUGUGAAAAACAAAAAUGUUUUUCAUUUAGAUAUCGGUGUCCUCUAUUUGGAUGAAAGGAAACAUGGACAAUAUUAAAUUUUACAUUUGUGAGGACUUUACAGACUUAUCUGUAUGUGUGUAUUUAAAAAAAAAUGUUUUAACUUUAUAACAUAAUUCUUUACAUUUUCAUCUGUACUUCCUUUUUAGUCAUUUAUUUUCAUUUCAUUUUCAUUUAAAUGUUGUGAAUGGUUUCAAAUUGCUUCAUCAUUAGUACAUUAUCUAGGUGUUUUUCAGUUAAAAUUAUCAAGAUAUCAGCAAUUAUUUUAUUUAUUGUGCAUUCAAGCAAGAAAAAUUUUCAAAGUCACCUUUGAGGGCUAGACAAAGACAGAAUGCAGCAAUGAAUAUAUAUAUAUAAAAGAAAUAGUGCAUUGUAUGUAUUUGCUGAAAUUUGUUUUAUGAGGUUCCAGGACCCCUGGCAGAUACAAGAAUCCAUAGAUGUUAAAAUCCCUUAUUAAAAUGAUGCAGUAUUUGCUUAUUACCUGUGCAUGUCUUCUGUAUAUUUUAAAUCAUGUCUAGAUUACUAACAUUACUGAAUAUAUUGGCAGGAGGCUACACCUAGGUAUUCCUACACAUCACUUCAUUCAAGUAGAUUUAGGGCAAUGCUCAUCAUGCAGCAAAUUCGAGUUUGCUUUAUGGAACUUUCUGGAAUUUUUCCUCCUGUAUAUUUUCAGUAUGUUUAGGUUGGAUUAGAUCCUGCAGGUACAGAGGGCUGACUGCAUAAAAUUGUUUAAAAAAAUGUCAAGAUUGGUUAGGUUUCUUUAUUUCAAUGUUUAUGUUUGUGUUAAAGGAAUGGGUGAUUAAGAGCACAUAUGAAAACAUGAAAAAGUGUUUUGCAUUAUCAAGAAUAGAAAAAAAAGGAGCGUAUAUUACAUUUCAGCUGCAAAACCAGAAUUAAAUGACAUCUUUAUGAAAUUUUCAUGUAUAUCACUUGUAAAAGUAAAAAUAGUUGCUAUGUUAGUUUGUAGGCUGUAUUAAGGGUCGUGAGGUCUAAUUAUUUAAAACAAAGGUUGCCAUUACAUGAAAAUUGUCUGAAAUACUGAUGUUGAAAACACAAGUACCUAAAGAGAACUAAAAUUUUAAGUGCAUGUUUUGUUUAUUUAAUGUGCUUUAUGGCAAAUUCCAUUUGUGUAUUUUGUGUAUUUUAUGUGCUUGAUGGCAAAUUCCAUCAAGUUUUCUUAGAGUGUACAGCAGUUCAUUUCAAUCAAAAUAUGUUUGCAGGAAAUGUGGCCGGAAAUAAAAGUACAACAAAAGAAAGAUUCAAUCUCAAGUCUCUUAAAAAGAAAACAAAAAAAACUCAACUUAAAAAAAAAACUUUUUAGUUCAUUCAGGGAAUGAACAGUUAUCUUGCCACAUGCUUUGUUUAAAAAAAGAGUUUAAUUAAUUAUCGAUUACAAAAUGUGCCAGAAAAAAUUAAUCCUUUAUAAAUUAUUCUUGUCUAUGAGAUUAUCACUGGCAUAUCUUCACAAUGUUCAAUAUUUGGAGCUAUGGGAAGGUAAAUUACAAAAGCAAAUUGCUGAUAAGAAAGAUCUUAAAACUCUGUCAUUCUCAUUUCAUAAUUGAUUUAUCCAUAUGAAACUGACCCCAGUUUGUUGCCUAGAUUUCUUGUUUUCCACUAAAUGAGCUGUCUGUGCAACUAGAUGCAAUAUUAAACUGCACAUUUGUCACUGCAGUCCAUGUUCACUCACUAACAUGAAAGUGUCAUCAGUUGUUGCUGAGUCAGGUGUAUCUAGUUUUAGGGAAGAAAGUAAUAGGUUUAUGUUGUCAUGUAAUUUCAUCACAAAGCUUGUCAAACAACUCAUGUUCGUUAUCUGUGCACGACAGUUGAUAAAUGAAAAUGUGUUUAUAGCUAACGACUUUAAAAAAAACCCACCUCACUUUAGAUGUGAUUUCUUUUAAUUUUUACUCCCUUAGGACUGAGAGAGAAACUUCACAAAUCAACCAACAGCAACAUACCACUUAUUUCAUUUUUGAGCGACACUUAAUUAGUUUAGUAUUGUUGCUCCUCUGAGGAGCAUAGGGCCGCACCAAAACCUCGCCAACGGACCCGGUUUUGGCAGCCCCCUUCAGCCUUGCCCUCUGUUCUUUUCGCGACACUUAAUAGUUUGUACUAAACCUUGGCCUGAGUGUUUCUGUGAACUUCUCUUCCCUUACAUCCCAGUUAAAAAACUCCUCUCCUUGUCCGACUACCAUCUCCUAACUAUUCUUGUCACCAGAACAACCUAGGUAACAUGAUUUUUGCUGUCCACUUGUGCCAUUUGUCCAAAGGGGUUUGUCUCUAUAGCUUGUUCUUUAUGCAGACAGGGAAGAGAUGGGAUACAUGGAGAGUACCAAUAAAGCAGAAGCAACAUCACCAGCAUCUUUCAGGAAGCUGCCAUUUAUGUUCUUGAAUUAUCUUUUAAAAAGCAACUCUGACAGCUUCUAUGCUCUAUGGUGUUGCCUAAUUCCAUUUUAAUAUCCCUAAAUCUGUCCACUGUAUCACCCUCAUCAUUCUUUUUCUUAACUAGUUUCUUAUUCAGUCAAGCUGGAGAAGUUUUCUUUGAAUACUUGAGUCUAGCCUGCAAAUUUGACAGUGCUGAAUAUGCAUCGCCAAUAUCUAGAUCCUGCUGCUGAAGAAUUAUAGUCAACUGGAAACUGCAUAAUGUCCAUAAGCAAUGCAAGAACUUCCAGAAAUCUGUACUGACUGAAGAAAUGAUAGAGUGCCCUUAUCUUACUAUCAGUAUCUUUAUGAGUACUAAAAAAGGUUAAAAUUGAUGACCAGCAGGACUGGACAGCUCUUGCAUCUUCAAAGAAGGAAAUCCAUCUAAUUUCAUGGAAGUUCUUAAUUUCAACAGGGGAUCAUCAAAUACUUUCUGAACUGCUUCUCAUACCCUCUGUUUCCCGACUUAUACCACCAAGGGAAGAUAAGUCGGCUAAUGCUCGUUUGUGUCACACUGUAUGUUCAAAUGCGUACCAGCUAUAGUACUUUUACAAAUGGUUAAGCUCUCAAACUAUGUGGGUGCUGCCUUGAGGAUUACUUCUGCAGGUAAUGAAUGAAUUACAGUGAUGAAUCUACAUUUUGAUUGUGGUGUGAAGAAACUGUUCAAUAUUUCAAAAGCAGAAAAGAAAUUGCAUAAAAUUAAUAAAAAAUAAGCUUGAGAGCACUUCAGAUCUGCAAAAAAUGUGUGAACUGUUAAACUUGUCAGUGAAAACUGGUGGCAAAAAAAGAAAAAGCACACAUCAGUAGUGGAGAAGAGAAAGCACUCAAAACUUGCAUAUGCACAUGCACAAAUGACUAUAGUCUUGCUUGCAGUUCAUCCAUGGACAUUCAUUUUAUUAUUUUUAUUUUUUGGCAAAUAUGCAUGGUGGUGCAAAUUUUGGAUAGGGGCAUGCAAGAUUCAUAGCAUGUAUUCAUGAAGAUUCUUCUAAGUCUACUUUAUCAAACAAAAUAUGUUAGCCAAUAAUCUCUUGAGUUGCAUUUUCAACAUGACAAGUUAAAAUAACACCAUUUUCUAUACAGACAACAGGUGGCCUGUUUUGGUGAUGACAUGUCCUGCAAUUAUUUUCUUUGAAAUGGUAAAGUUAUCUCAGUACUAUAGGAUGUUGACAUUAUGUAGCUGAUAACGCAGUUUUUUAAACUAUUUUUUUCACCUCCACAAGUAACUAUCAAUGACUUGUCAUUUAUAGCUCUUUAUUGGAAAUGUCAGUUUCAGUUAUUUGCACUGCUCAAGUGAAAUCAGACCAGAAUCUGUUAAUCACUCUUACUAUCAAAACUAAUGUAAAUGGUGGACAACAUAAUAGUUUGAAAUAAAAAUGUGCCAUAAAAUGCGAGUAGAAUGCAUUCUGUGUUUUAUUUUACACUCAAUCAUAUGUAACAAAACAAAAACCAUAAUCAUAAAAACCUAAAGCAGAAAACAUAAUUAAAAAAGGAAUGACAAGCACACCGUUAAACCAGUAACUUUAUAUGGAAAAUGACUAGGAAGUCAUUUUUUAUACAUACUAUGGAAUAAGCAUUUUGUUUCCAAAGAUACUGUAGAAACAAAAAUCUUCUCAAUAGAAAAAGUAUCUUUACGAUCUUUUCCUUUAUGUUUAUGUGUGACAGUUUCAUAGACGCAAAUAAUAUCAUGGAAGUAUGAAAUGGCAGACAUCAACAUAUUAUACAAACUUUUCUAUGACUGAAUACUGAUUAUUUCCUAACUUAUCUUCCUCUCUAUUCUCAAAACCUCAUUUUGAUUCCUUUGCAUGAAAAAAUUUGUGUUCUAAAACACUUGAUUAAUAGUAGCAACAUGAAACUCAUUAAAUAUAGUAAUAGAUUACGAACUCAGAGGAAACAUGUCAGGAAGCAUAAUGCACAUGAAACAUAUACUAAAGAUGCUUAGCAACACCUGAUCACACAGAUAAAUAUAACCCAUCAAAUUAUUCCAAGGGUGCUUAAUUUCCCUUUAAACCUUUGAAAAAAUGUACACACUCUGUGUAUGGUAUACAUCUGUUUUUCUUGUUAGUAUGAUACUAGGUCGAUAUAUCUGAAAAAAAACCCACCUGUUAAGUUACCACAAAACCCACGAAAAAUGUAUGUCAUCACUGGAGUGGAAGAGUCAUAAGUAGGCAAUUUGCACUUGUCUGUCAAAGUGACUCAGUUCAGGCUAAACACCCACAUUGGAUAUAAGACAGAAGUGGUUGACAAAUGGAAUAAUUAGAGAAAAGUACAAAUUAAAAGGUUAACAAAAUCCUGAGACAGUACUUGGAAGCAAUGUAUUAAAUGACCGGGGGUGCUUUCAGAAAACCUAAACUCAUGAUGAAGAGAAGCAAUGCUAGAAGAUAUCACAGAGACUGUUGAACAAGAAACACAAUAUACAUGUAGUGUGCCUUAACGUCAUCAUCCAUCUUUGCUGUUUACAACUAGAAAAUGCAACAGCUAGUGCGGUGCAGCCCUUGCUAUGCUGCAAGCAUGUAAGCAAACAAAUCUAAUACACCUAUGUUUAAAGCAUGGUAAUCUCUUUUUGUACUAGUUGAUCAAAUGAGUGGUUAACUUGCAAUAUUCUUCUAGUCACUGUAAGGAGAAAACAAAAUUUUCAGAAUGUUAAACUUAUUGUUUGUACUUAUGACAGUUUUUAUUAAUGUGUAUUUUAUUAUAAUGUUUUGCAUAUUACUACAUUACAUAGCACUUUAAGGUAAAAGUAUUCAACUUUUAAAAAAAAUGCAAAUACUUAAAAGCCUGAGAUGAUCAAGCCUAAAAAUGAGUUGUAUAUUAAAAGCCCCACCAGCAUUUGUAUGAUUGUAUUUGACUAGGAACAGAACUCAUCAGCAGUACAAUACUAACUUAAUGGAAAUACAAUUUCCUGCAUGCAGACAUUGCAAAACAAUUCCUGACUAAUCACAGCAAUGUAUAGCAGUUGAUAACAAAUAGUCACUUCACACUUCCUUCUUUCAAAAAUAAAAAAAUAUGUACAGAAAUGCAGCAAAUGAACAUAGCCUGGAAGCUAUGAAUAAAGCAGCAGAGGGAACUUUUGAAAACAAGUUUAAAACAUGUUCCUGCCCUUAUGUGAAUAAAUGCUCCCAUUUAGACAUGCAUGAACAACAAGGGUCAUAAACCGGUUAAAAUGAAAACCUUUUUCUUGAUGUAAACUAUUUGAUCAUACUUCUCUAAAGAAAUGACAGACCAGCAAGUUUUUUGUCACCUACUCUCCGUUGUUUGACGGUGAAGGAAAAGCUAAUCACCAUGAAAGUAAACUAAAUUAAGCACUUGGAUGCAUUGUGACAGAGUGAAAACAGGUAUAAAAGCAUAAAUCAAUACUGUUAAGAGCAAACAACCACUUAAUAGUCACAUAAUUUUGCAAUUCAACUAGUUAAAAAAAUGAAUCUGAAAAAGAAAUGAAUGAAACAGGUAAAUGAGAAACUGCACUCCUUGAUACAAUGAAAUGACAUUUUUAUCACAAACAGAUUGCCUUGAUUGCAAUCCCAUGCUAAUCCUCAGCACAUCAAUUCCUUCCUAACCACUAACAAAAUACACAAAAGUAUUUUUUGUUGUAAUUAUAAAUAUGCAUGUAAAAACCUUUUACCUUUCUAAGUUAAAAAGCAGAAAAUAAGGAAGCCAGAGAAAGAUGUAUCUUCUUUCAUUUCAUUAAAGUAAAUGCACAAUUCAAGUGAAGUGUAAGUGAUUAGCUGUUUUAUCUUUUUCUCUGGCUGUGCUCUUUAGGUUAAGUUGCUUUUCAACAGUUAUGGGUUUUACAAUCAACCAAUAAUAAAAAAAAACCUAAAAAUGACACCAACAAUUAUCAAAUACAAAUGAAAUCAGAGUUGAUACAGUGGUUGGGGAGUGUAUUUUUUUAAAUGUUUACCUAUAGCAAUGACAUAUACAUCUGCAUAUAUACCAAAAAUGUAUGAGAAAAGAAUCAAUAAAACUAUUAAAUAUUGCAUCUGGGUUUUUUGCAACAACUUCUUAAAAUUCAACUGAAUGCAUUAAAAAAAAAAAAAAA
Pomacea canaliculata is the source of this 7532-nucleotide messenger RNA. RefSeq names its product TM2 domain-containing protein CG11103-like. The coding region runs from base 276 to 869 and encodes 197 amino acids. The transcript has 5 exons. NCBI's taxonomy places the organism in Eukaryota, Metazoa, Mollusca, Gastropoda, Architaenioglossa, Ampullariidae. The record is from RefSeq and is a predicted model, not a curated record.